GGCCUAGCUGGGCCCGAGGCGCGGCCAUGGCCGGCAGCAGGCUGGAGAAAUGGGGGACCGUGUUCACUCGGACACGGGACCUGAUGCGCUCUGGAGUGAUGCCCGAAUCCAAGAAACCAGUCUGGUAUGACGUUUAUGUUGCUUUCCCCCCACUGAGGGAGCCUGUCUAUCGGGAGCUUCGUCCACUGUAUGGCAAAGUGCGGGUCACUGUCCCCACCAUCCUGUACAAGGAAGAUGAGAUCCGAGCGAAAUUUUAUGAAGCUUAUGGAAAUGGUCCAAAGGCCUUUGAACUGUCCAAAUUAAACUUUAAAUCCACCUGUCAAAGGUUUGUUGAGAAAUACGCUGAACUGCAGAAGCUGGGAGAGGUGGAUGAAGACAGACUGUUUGAAGAAACGGGGAAAGCGCUCUUGGCAGAGGGAAUUAUUUUGCGAAAGAAAACAAUGGGCAGUGUAACCCAGCAGGUUCCUCAGGAAGCCAAGUCCAAGGAUGCUGAGUUGGCAGUGAGACUCCAAAGCGUGCUUCAGGAGAUGCAGGAUGACACACAAGCCCAGAAGGCAAAGCCUGUGGAAGUGCAAAAGGAAGACCCUGGACCAUCCUGA
Euleptes europaea (tarantolino) is the source of this 599-nucleotide messenger RNA. RefSeq names its product mitochondrial ribosomal protein S23 (gene MRPS23). Gene Ontology annotation, biological process: translation. Gene Ontology annotation, molecular function: structural constituent of ribosome. Gene Ontology annotation, cellular component: mitochondrion; ribosome. The coding region runs from base 27 to 599 and encodes 190 amino acids. The transcript has 5 exons. The record is from RefSeq and is a predicted model, not a curated record. NCBI's taxonomy places the organism in Eukaryota, Metazoa, Chordata, Lepidosauria, Squamata, Sphaerodactylidae.